Messenger RNA from Vitis riparia (riverbank grape), 1922 nucleotides. Its product is annotated as aluminum-activated malate transporter 12-like. Bases 207 to 1829 code for a protein of 540 amino acids. Gene Ontology annotation, biological process: malate transport. Gene Ontology annotation, cellular component: plant-type vacuole membrane. The record is from RefSeq and is a predicted model, not a curated record. The transcript has 6 exons. Lineage: Eukaryota; Viridiplantae; Streptophyta; Magnoliopsida; Vitales; Vitaceae.
AUACGCCAAAAAGAUCCCCACCGGCCACCCAAAAACAUCAGUUCUUUUUUAAAUAUUUUCCUUAUCAUGGCUGCAUGGUCUCACUUCUAAACUGAAAAACAAACGCCUCCUAGAAUCAUCUGGCCUAUUGCCUUGAGCUUCCAUUCAUUUAUUUACUAUUUCUUCCCCGAAAACUAAGCAUCCCUGCUAUUGUUUCAUGUUAAGGAAUGUUCUCUGCAUUUCUUGGGGGCUUAAAUAUUGCGAUGGCCGGAGAUGCGGUGUCUGGAAUAAGUGGGGAAGAUGGGAAGAAAAGUGUUGCAGUUUUUGCUGAGAAAAUGAGGGUGUGGCCAUGUCUGGUGUGGCAAAGGAUUUCCAAGGUUGGACGAGACGAUCCGAGAAGGGUGAUUCACUCUCUGAAAGUCGGUGUGUCUUUGACACUGGUUUCCUUGUUGUACCUAAUGGAGCCAUUGUUUAAAGGCAUUGGAGAAAAUGCCAUUUGGGCUGUCAUGACUGUGGUGGUUGUGCUUGAGUUCACUGCAGGAGCAACUUUAUGCAAAGGACUGAAUAGAGGCCUCGGGACGGUGUUAGCGGGUUCAUUGGCAUUUUUGAUGGAGUAUAUUGCAACUUCCUCUGGCCAUGUAUUUCGAGCUGUUUUCAUUGGAACUGCAGUUUUUCUGACUGGAGCAGUAGCUACAUACAUAAGGUUCUUCCCCUUCAUAAAGAAGAAUUAUGACUACGGUGUCGUGAUAUUUAUCUUGACCUUUAAUUUGAUAACUGUGUCGAGCUACCGGGUAGACAAUGUAUUGCAGUUAGCACACGAGCGCUUCUACACCAUUGUCAUUGGCUGUGCCAUCUGCCUUUUUAUGAGCCUUUUGAUUUUUCCAAAUUGGUCUGGGGAAGCCCUCCACAAUUCCAUGGUGUGCAAGCUUGAAGGGCUAGCAAAAUCAGUCGAAGCUUGUGUAGAUGAAUACUUCAAUAAUGCUGAGGAACAAGAAAAGAAGGAUGCACCAUCAGAGGACCCCAUUUACAAAGGUUACAAGGCAGUCUUGGACUCAAAAUCCACAGAGGAGACCCUGGCAUUACAUGCGAGUUGGGAACCCAGGCACUCAAUUCACUGCUACAGGUUUCCAGGGCAGCAGUAUGUGAAAUUGGGAGCUGCUCUUCGCCAUUUUGGAUACACUAUCGUAGCUCUACACGGAUGUUUGCAAACCGAAAUUCAGACCCCGCAUUCAGUCCGAGCCCUCUUCAAAGAUCCAUGCUUCCAAGUUGCUGCAGAAGUAUCAAAAGUUCUCAGGGAGCUUGCCAAUUGCAUAAGGGCCCGACGCCACUGCGGUCAAGAGCUGCUCUCGGAUCAUCUCCAUGAAGCCUUACAAGACCUCAACACGGCCGUAAAAUCCCAGCCCAGGCUCUUCCUUGGCUCCAACAAGAAUCAAGCCACUAACAUGCUUGCAGUAGCUGCAGCAACAGCACGCCAGAAACGUGAAAAAUACUCUGGGGUGUCCUUAUCAAGCGUGAAAACAGACAGUUCAGCACUGAUGGAAUGGAAAAGCAAAAGGGCUUCUGAACAAUCUUCAGAGGCAGAUAGAAAGGUGUUGAGGCCCACACUAAGCAAGCUUGCCAUCACUAGCCUGGAGUUCUCGGAAGCGCUUCCCUUUGCUGCCUUUGCAUCAUUGCUAGUAGAGACAGUGGCAAGGCUUGAGCUUGUAAUUGCGGAAGUUGAAGAACUGGCGAGGGUAGCGACCUUCAAAGAGUAUAAACCUGAUGAUGAGUUUGUUGUGAUCUGCGAACCAUCCCAAAUGCGGAAUGCUGACACUUUACAUUGUAAUUUGCCUUCCCAUGGGGCAGAAUGAUAAUGUGCGAGGGUUCAGAACUACACUCCUGAUGAUCUUAUGGACUAUAUGAAUGCUUGACUAUCAAAUAAAAGUGUAUCAGUGCUUUUAGUA